Fusarium redolens is the source of this 495-nucleotide messenger RNA. Its product is annotated as Ctr copper transporter family-domain-containing protein. The record is from RefSeq and is a predicted model, not a curated record. The transcript has 2 exons. The coding region runs from base 1 to 495 and encodes 164 amino acids. Gene Ontology annotation, molecular function: copper ion transmembrane transporter activity. Gene Ontology annotation, biological process: copper ion transmembrane transport; intracellular copper ion homeostasis. Lineage: Eukaryota; Fungi; Ascomycota; Sordariomycetes; Hypocreales; Nectriaceae. Gene Ontology annotation, cellular component: plasma membrane.
AUGAAAAUGGACAUGACUACUUCGACGAGCAGUUCCAUGCCCAUGUCAACUUCCAACUCCGGCGCUAUGGAUAUGGAGCAAAUGAACAUGGUUUUCUUCACUUCUACCAAGACACUCCUCUGGGCAAAGUCCUUCGCUCCCACAACGACGGGACAAUAUGCAGGUGUUUGCAUUUUCCUCAUUAUCUUCGCCACCAUAUUCCGCAUGCUGCUUGCUAUACGCGUCAACUUUUACAGCAUCAGGGAUGGUCUCAGGCGGAGGCGCACUAAAGGCCUGCUGGCGGAGCACCAAACUAGUGAGAUUGGCCAUCGACCAUGGAGAGCGAAUGAAGCUACAAUUCUGGGAGCAAUAGAUGUCAUUAUUGCAGGCGUGAGCUAUCUGCUGAUGCUCGCAGUUAUGACAAUGAAUGUUGGCUAUUUCCUCUCGGUAUUGGCCGGGGUAUUCAUCGGAAGUGUUGUCUGUAGUCGCUUUUCAGUGAAAUUUGGCCUAGAUUAG